Molecule: messenger RNA, 3544 nt
Organism: Oncorhynchus mykiss (rainbow trout)
Lineage: Eukaryota; Metazoa; Chordata; Actinopteri; Salmoniformes; Salmonidae
Product: FERRY endosomal RAB5 effector complex subunit 3
Biological process (GO): regulation of mast cell degranulation
Cellular component (GO): cytoplasm
Source: RefSeq, a predicted model, not a curated record
AACUCAGCUGUGUCCGUCAGCUGGUUGUCCAAACAAGGGAAUGAACACGGUCGUCCUUUUACAUCCACAAAAUACGAAUGUACAGCUGAGAAAAUGAAGAAAAACAAGGGAAAGGUGAACACCACUGAGAAGGAGUUUGUGUUUGGGUUCAGGGCAGGGAGGAAUGACUGUGUCCUCAAAGUACCUCUGCAAUUCCCUGUCCAAGAAAAUGUCAGUGACCUUCAUGGACGACUUAUGCUGCUGCACAAAAUACCUUGCUUUGUUGAGAAUGAACUGAGGAGCACACUGUCCAUGUUUAUUGAGAGCGAAACCAUCCAGGACUAUGACAGAGAAGCAGAGUUGGCCCUACAGAGACUGACAACAGGAGAGGUGGACAUCAACCAGCUUACAAACACAUGGGCCAAGACCUACUCAGAGACUACACUGGAACAUGCUCGUCCUGAGGAGCCCAGCUGGGAUGAGGACUUUGCAGAUGUUUACCACGAGCUCAUCCACUCCCCGGCCUCUGACACUCUGCUCAACCUGGAACACAACUACUUUGUCAGUGUCUCAGAGCUCAUCAGUGAGCGAGACAUGGAGCUGAAGAAGUUACAAGAGAGGCAGGCAACAGAGAUGGACAAAGUCAUGCAAGAACUGGGAAAGACCAUGACUGACCAGGAUGUAAAUGCAGUUGCAUCUCAACACUUCGAUGCCCAGCAGGUGCUGGAGAACAAGUGGGCCAAUGAACUGAAACAGGUGACUCAUAUUCAGAAGCAGGAGUAUCAGGAGUGGGUGAUCAAACUGCACCAGGACAUGCAGAACCCCAAUAACAGCACUAUUAAUGAGGAGAUCAAGGUGCAGCCGAGCCAGCUGACAGAGGAGUCUGAGCCUGGGGUCAGGCUGUAUGAGGAGCAGCGACAGCUGGAGGAGAGCUUCACCAUCCACUUAGGUGCACAGCUGAAGACAAUGCACAACCUGCGACUGGUGCGGGCGGACGUACUGGACUUCUGUAAGCACCGUCGCCAUGGCAGCAGAGGGACCAAGCUGAGGCGGCUGCAGACUGCUCUGUCUCUCUACUCCUCGUCCCUGUGUGGCCUGGUAUUGCUGGUGGACAACAGGGUCAACUCCUACAGUGGCAUCAAGAGAGACUUUGCCACAGUAUCUAAAGAGUGUACAGACUUCCACUUCCCUCGGCUGGAGGAGCAGCUGGAGGUUGUCCAGCAAGUGAUGCUUUAUGCCCGGUCUCAGACCAGCAAGCACAAAGACCAGCCUGAGGUUCCUAGGAAUGGAAGUAGUUGUGAAGAUAAGAACCAAAAUGUGGAAAAGAAUUCUUCCAAUAUCUUACCAGGUGAAUUCUACAUCUCCCGCCACUCCAACCUGUCUGAGGUCCACAUAGUGUUCCACCUGUGUGUGGAUGACAAUGUCCGCUCAGGUAACAUUACGGCCCGGGAACCUGCCAUCAUGGGCCUGCGCAACAUCCUCAAGGUCUGCUGCACGCAUGAUGUCACCAACAUCACCAUCCCUCUGCUACUGGUCCACGACAUGUCAGAGGAGAUGACUAUCCCAUGGUGCCUGAGGCGGGCUGAGCUGGUCUUCAAAUGUGUCAAAGGUUUCAUGAUGGAGAUGGCAUCGUGGGAUGGGGGGAUCUCACGGACAGUCCAGUUUCUAGUUCCACAGAGUAUCUCUGAGGAGAUGUUCUACCAGUUGAGCAACAUGCUGCCUCAGAUCUUCCGUGUCUCGUCCACCCUCACACUCACCUCCAAACGCUGACGGAGACACAGGGCCAAUAAUGGAGGCUUGGCAACUGUCAACAUCAUGCUGUUUUUGACAGAUUCUACAGCCUCUUCCUCAUCAUGCUAUAGCAAUUAGCAUUUUAGUCUUGCAGUCUGUGGUUAAGUCACAGUUGAGUCUACCAUCAUGAAAAUAAACUAACCAAAGGAGUGACUGUACUCUCAGAUUGUUACAGCAUUCCAGUCAAAAGUAUGAGAUUCAGUGCUUUUGUAUUGCAAUGAUUUUACAAUAUAGAGAGGGGCCUCAAGAGUUUUGAUAAUUGAGUUCCCUCUAACCUAUUUAAAUAGUUGCAUUUUACAGAGGUUAGUGUGAUGGAUGACUGUCAAUAGAUUUAGCGAUGCCUGCAUAAUUGGCAUCAUCUUAGGGCAAGGUGACAUCAUCUUGGCCCAUCUUCCCAAAAAAGAUGGAUUGUGUUGUUGCCGAGGCAAGCAUUAUGCAGGUGUGUGUGUGUACUGCAUUGCAGUGAAUCAGUGAACUUUUUGUCAUCUCACUCCACCCCAGUAACAGCAGAGGGCACUGUUCUCAGAGAUAAAGAAGCACUCUGAUAGAUGAUGUUUUAUCUACUCCGUGCCAAAACAUUGAUUUAAACAUUUACUAUGAGACACAGAAAGUUUGUUUCUUAUGUUGUUGCAGCCUAAACUCUAUAGCCCAUACCCCUGAAUGUUUGCCCAACACAUGUUCAGCACUUCUCAACUCAUUUUUGAUGUGGCAUUCCAAUUGACUGAUCACAACUUACUGUGCACUGAUCAUAAUGUACUGUUUACACACAUCUUUACUAUAUGUUUUUAGUCGAAAUGUAUGUAAAAAGUGUUUAAUGUGACUAUAUCCUAAAUCUUCUCUUUGUGAAAUAAUGUUUCAGAUUUGACAUUUGUUAGUUUUUUUUUACUGGGCUUGUAAACAUUGGAGUAUAGCCUACCCCAUAUUGCAGUUUGUGCACAAUUUAAUUUACUGUUUGAGUAGUCCACGAUCGACUAAUCUACCUGAAGCUAAUAUGACAUGGUAAUUACAUUCUUCCAUGUCUGUUUUGAAGUAAGUCAUUUUAGUUGGAUGAAAUAAUUGAUGCUUGUCAGAGGUUUGCCUGCUAUGAUGAACAGCAAUAGUAUUAAGAUGAUUAAACAGAUCAAGUGCACCAUCAAAAGUGUCUUUCAAGGGAAAAACAGAUGGCUGUGGCCAUUCACCUCAGAGCUCCCAAGUCGGUGUCGUGUUAACCUGCUGUACUGUUUAUACCGUACUGCAGUGGUGAGAACCUGCAAAACCCUACGGAAAUGUGUGGCAUUGGUCUCGGUGGCCUUAAGUAUUGGGUUCCCUGGGGCAGAGGGACCAUGGUGCCGACUCGGCAGCAUCAUUCCCCGGCCGGACCCCGUGCCUGUCCCCUCUCCCUAGUGUUGUGUGCAGCAAGGCAGCCUGGCCAUCAGAGCAACACACACACACACACUCACAGGUCCUUUGACGAGGACAGCAAAUCCCUGGAACAGUUGACCCCCUAGGGGGCUGAUUGGCUGAUCAGGUUCCUGGGUUCAGGUACAUACAACAGUGAAACCUACAGUACAGGGCCCUAUUCAAUCAAAGCUGCAAAUAAUUGUUUCCGAAGACAUGAUUCCUCUUGCACAGCAAGAAAUGCAUGAAUCUGAGAUUAUUUAAGUUUCACACUGUUGAUUGAUGGGAAAGUGGGGCUUCUUCUCUACCAAGCAGGAUUCAUAUUUAACUCCUCUGAGAAUUAACUUGUACUGUAUACUUGAGCUUAUAUCUUUAUUAAAACAAUUUAAUAACUGCU